UGCACGAGUACAAAAUGAAGACUAAUGACGACCAGGUUAUGGCUGAUUCUUCUUCCAACAAAAAUGCCCCAAAACCAAAGCUGCUUCCAGCAUUGUGUAGAAUAUAUGUGAAUACUAGAAAGAAGAAUAAGAAGAAAGUGGAUGUUGAAGAAGAAGAACAACAACAACAACCACCACCACCAGCUGAGGUGAUGAAUCUCGGUAGUAAACAAGCACAGCAAGAAGUAGUGACGAAUGCCAUUGAUACAAUUCCGGGUGCUUCUGAUGUGCUGAUUGAAGGUGGUGAGUCAAUUGGUGUUGUCAAUGUGGAUCAGCAAACCAUUUCUGAAAUUGGUGAUAAUUCAGCCGCAGACCAAAGCAUGGCUGAUGGUUUUGUGGAUUAUCAUGCAGCAGCAUCCCAAUGUCCUCCGAGCUUCAACUAUCAAGUAACUCUGAAUCAACAACAUCCUUCUUUCGUUGGUUCCGGAUCCAAUACAGGUUACCCCGUGGCCGUGGGUGCAUCCUCGUCGCAUGAUCGGCCAACUGAAUAA
Molecule: messenger RNA, 530 nt
Organism: Oldenlandia corymbosa var. corymbosa
Lineage: Eukaryota; Viridiplantae; Streptophyta; Magnoliopsida; Gentianales; Rubiaceae
Source: the annotation of a GenBank genome assembly